AUGUUAUCUGAAGGGAAAGCUGUGGGGUUUGAGGCAUGGGUAGAAUCCAAAGACGAUAAGAUUCGACUUAACGAACACCAGGUCACGUAUCAUCCCCCGGAAGGAGAGGGAUUGGCUUAUAGUCAAUGUUUUCUCGAGACCAUCGAUCAGCCAUUUCGAAUAAAACUAUGUAGACUACCUACUCUGAAAGAUCGAAGGGAUAUACAAUUGAAGCUGUAUAUCGAUGGGAAUCUCCUUAAGACCCAAGCAUGGCGAGAUCAUAGACCUACCUGCGAAUGGGACCGAAUUAUCUUUCAACAAGAACAAGGAACGGCCCCAACUAUUAAGUCUCUAUUGAGAUUUACCCCUCACCCGUCGACUCAUGAUCCUGAUGAGGUCACCAUCACAUCAGACGACAUGCAAACGUUGGGUACCAUCGAGAUUAUCAUGAAAGCUGGAUCGUAUAGUCCAGCCUGUUACCGAAGUGCCACUCCUUCUACCAUGAAGAAGAUCGGAGUGGUGAAUGAAAAAGAGAGAAAGUUGCCUUAUUCUACAUCUGCCACUGAUUGCGAAAAAUACGAAGUAAAGCCAAGCCGUCACUAUAAGCUCAGAUCAGCCCCUGAAGGCGGUAAGCUAUAUCGAUUCCUUUUCAAGUAUCGUCCUCGCCCUGCUCUGAUACUUUUAGGACUCAUUCAUGAACAGGCAAAAAGUCCUAGUCCGCCUCGCGCCAGCCUCAAACGAAAAGUCUCACCGAUCAAGGAUGCGGUGUACUUGGAAGAUCAUCAAGAAAGUCCGCCUUCAAGUCAACAAGCGAAACGCAUCAGAUAUCUCGAAGAUCAACUUCAACAACUCUCAUCUCAGCGAAGCCAAUCGCUCGAGACGGCUAGUAGAAACAAUGAGAUUAUAGACUUGACAUCUGUAGACGAUGCCUAG
Kwoniella mangroviensis CBS 8507 is the source of this 912-nucleotide messenger RNA. RefSeq lists its product as uncharacterized. NCBI's taxonomy places the organism in Eukaryota, Fungi, Basidiomycota, Tremellomycetes, Tremellales, Cryptococcaceae. The coding region runs from base 1 to 912 and encodes 303 amino acids. The record is from RefSeq and is a predicted model, not a curated record. The transcript has 10 exons.